AAAAUGCAACGGGUUCACUUUUUAGGCUGACUUGCAACAUAUACAUAUAUUUUGUCUUCAAGGACGUUAAACGUGUGUGAUGAGAGAGAGACGCACACGCACACACACACACACACACACACACACACAGAGAGCAAGAGAGAAGCAGAGCAGUGUGGCAGCCAUCCAGGCAGAAGGAGAGGAAAGACCGAGUCGACGCAGCCUAAGCCGAGCACGGUGAUGUCUCUGCGGGACGAGUUGUUGAAGUCCAUCUGGCACGCCUUCACGGCCCUGGACGUGGACAAGAGUGGAAAAGUGUCCAAAUCUCAGCUCAAGGUGUUGUCGCACAACUUGUGUACAGUGAUGAGGAUCCCCCACGACCCCGUGGCUCUGGAAGAACAUUUCAAAGAUGACGACGAAGGGCCAGUCUCCAACCAGGGAUACAUGCCUUACCUCAACAAGUUCAUCCUGGAUAAGGUGACGGACAACUUUGACCGGCAAGACUUCGACAGGAUGUGCUGGACUUUAUGCUCCAGGAAGAACCUGGACCAGAACCACCUACUCAUAUCCAAUGAAGACGCCUUCAAAAUCUGGUGCAUCUUUAACUUUUUGUCCGAGGAUAGCUACCCACCGGUCAUCGUCACGGAGGAGAUGGAGUACUUCCUGCGUAAGAUGACGGAGGCGAUGGGGGGCAGCUGGGUGGAGGAGCGCUUCGAGGACUACAAGCUGCAGAUGCUCUCGCAGCAGCAGCAGAGCAUCAGUGUGUGGCAGCUCAUCACUCUGGUGGGCUCCGGACACUUCAGCAAGGGCAUGGACCAACAGACCCUCUCCAUGGGCAUCCACGAGCUCCACCAGGAGCUCAUCUUGGACGUGCUCAAGCAGGGCUACAUGAUGAAGAAAGGCCACAAGAGGAAGAACUGGACGGAACGCUGGUUCACGCUGAACCCCAACUCCAUCUCCUACUAUGUGAGCGAGGACCAGGCUGAGAAGAAGGGGGACAUCUUGUUGGAUGAACACUGCAGUGUGGAGCCUCUGGCGGACAAAGACGGGAAGAAGUGUCUCUUCUUCAUCAGAUCCUCACACAAGAGUUUUGAGAUCAGUGCGUCGGACAAGAAGAAGAAGCAGGAGUGGAUUCAGGCCAUCCAGACAUGCGUGAAUCUGCUGCGAGUGGGCCGUCAGGCGCCGCACCGCGAGUUGCGCCACAAACGUCGGGAGUUGCGCCUCAAGCAGCAGGCUGACCAGGAGGAGCUGCGGGUCAUGAUGAACGAGCUGCAGACGGCCAACGAGGCCAAGCAGCAUGAGCUGGAGGACAUGAGAAAGGCUCUGGAGGAAGCGGCAGCCAACGCAGCAGAGGAAGAGCGGCGGCGGCUUCAGACCCAGGCCGACCUCCAGGAUCGCUACAGGGUGGACCUGGAGAGAGAGAAGAUGGUGAGGCAGCAGAUGGAGGAGCAGGUGGCCCAGAAGUCCACGGAGCUGGAGCAGUACCUGCAGAGGGUCCGCGAGAUGGAGGACAUGUACCGCCGGCUGGAGGACGCCCUGGAGGACGAGCGGCGCGCUCGCCAGGAUGAAGAAACUGUCCGCAAGCUGCAGGCCAGGUUGCUGGAGGAAGAGGUAGCUAAGCGGGCCGAACUGGAGGAGAUCCACCUAAGGCAGCAGCGAGCCAUCUCGGAGACAGAGGCUGAGAAGCAAGAGCUGCACAAGGAGCGGCUGGCCAAGGAAAGCGCCCUGAAAGAUGCCAUGACGCAGCUGCAGCAGCUGGAGCAGGACAGGCAGGGGGCCCUGGAGCAGUACCAGACAGUGAUGAAGAAGCUGGAGGACGCCACCAACAACACAAAGACGUGGAAGCACAAAGUGGCCGAACACGAGGGCUUCAUGCGCCUCAUUCAGCCAGGCUCCAAGGGUCAUCAGAUGAUCACAAACUGGGGUCCGGCCGCAUUCUCGGAUGCAGAGCUGAGCCUGAGGGAGAAGAAAUGGCAGGAAAUGAAGAACCAGGUGACACAGGCGCAGUAGACAACAGCAACAAACAUGUCCUGUUUUUAUAAGUUGUUCUCACCACCUACCUAAAUUGUAGGCAACCCAAAAUAUUAGGAAACAUCAUCUUAAUAAAACACUGAACUUCAAUAUUGUGUAAUGGCGGCCAUACCUAAUCAAGUGUCCAAUACUUUUUGUCACUCAUAAUUACAAUAAUUGUUGUCACUCAUAAUUAAGAUUAAUAUGUAAAUACGUUAUUUUUAACUCUUGAUUAGGUAUAACUCACAUGCUAAUAAUAACCAGCGAACACUUUAACACUGUUGUAUUUAGCGUAGCACAAGCGGAUGGAUGGAUGGAUGGAUGGACAAGCGUGUGAUGUCAAUUAUACAUGUGAACAAAUAUGAACUGUGGAAUAAAAACUUGUUGGAAAACUCAA
Molecule: messenger RNA, 2386 nt
Organism: Phycodurus eques (leafy seadragon)
Lineage: Eukaryota; Metazoa; Chordata; Actinopteri; Syngnathiformes; Syngnathidae
Gene: swap70b
Product: switching B cell complex subunit SWAP70b
Exons: 13
Coding region: 220-1989 (589 amino acids)
Cellular component (GO): cytoplasm; nucleus
Molecular function (GO): calcium ion binding
Source: RefSeq, a predicted model, not a curated record